UGAACCGGCAUUUUGAAAAGAAAAGCAAGAACCUGCUUGUGAAAAUGUUUUCAAGACCAAAUUUCUCAAAGAAAUGUAAGAAAAACAAAAGAAAAGCCUUGGUUAGAGUAUUAGAGAUUGAUAGUAGUGAUCAUCAUGAGAAGGAAGUUCGUGGAUUCGGUGUAAAAACGAAAACGGAGGAAAACGUACAUGUCUUCAUCACGAGUUGUUCAGUGCUCAAUAGUCCUCUGUGUCAUGAAGGGAGUAAACUAGUUGCUGAACGCUACUGUUCUCAAUAUCCAAAUCAUAUACACAACGAGAAUCAUAGAGGAGAGGUAGACCAGGUGAUCAGUUCUAUAAACUACCGUGUCUCGAUUGUAUUUUUUAAAGGCCACAACGACGAGGAAUUUCUAGAAAUUAUAGAAGAUGAUACUCUUAAAAACUUAAUUGCAAAGCAUGAUAAAUUAUAUGCAUAUGCCUUUGAAGGAAAAAAGGUUGUUCAAUUGACGUUAGAUCCAAGAAAUGGCAACAAGUUGAAAAGUGUUAGCAAAGAAGGUUUUCAAGUUAAAAGAGCCAAAGGUGCACCAAUAAUAGUAUAUCAUCCAUGCUCCGAGAAACCAAUGAUUGCUGGCAUACUUGAUAUAGAAAGUGAGGAUGGAAACCUCUACCCUGUGUUUCUAACGGACAAAACGAUGGGAAAAAUAAUAUCUGUCUACUGGCUGACCACGGACUUACAAGAUGAGGGGGUGACUCACAGCCUACUUCUGAGGGCCGUUUUGCAGGAUACCAGAUUGGAUUGUGCGAGGCCUUGAUCAGUACAAUAUAAAUGGGAAAAUCAAAUUCAGUAAUUGUUUUAUUAGUUCCUUUUUCCUCCUCUCUUUCUGGCUAACACUACCCUUUGCUUAUC
This is a messenger RNA of Actinia tenebrosa (Australian red waratah sea anemone), 886 nucleotides long. RefSeq lists its product as uncharacterized. The record is from RefSeq and is a predicted model, not a curated record. NCBI's taxonomy places the organism in Eukaryota, Metazoa, Cnidaria, Anthozoa, Actiniaria, Actiniidae.